Messenger RNA from Elephantulus edwardii (Cape elephant shrew), 1551 nucleotides. It is a transcript of the gene IL20RA, whose product is annotated as interleukin 20 receptor, alpha. Bases 58 to 1551 code for a protein of 497 amino acids. Gene Ontology annotation, molecular function: interleukin-20 binding. The transcript has 6 exons. The record is from RefSeq and is a predicted model, not a curated record. NCBI's taxonomy places the organism in Eukaryota, Metazoa, Chordata, Mammalia, Macroscelidea, Macroscelididae.
CCCUGUGUCUCUGGUGGUUUGCCCAAACCGACAAACAUCAUCUUCUCAUCCAUCAACAUGAAGAAUGUCCUACACUGGAAUCCACCGGAGGGCCUAACAGGAAUUGAAGCUCUUUAUACGGUGCAGUAUUUCAUAUAUGGACAAAGGAAAUGGCUGGAUAAACCUGAGUGCAGGAAUAUCAACAGGACACACUGUGAUCUCUCAGCUGAAACUUCUGACUAUGAGCACCAAUAUUAUGCUAGAGUUAAGGCCAUUUGGAAAGCUAAUUGUUCCAAAUGGGCAGAAACUCGACGGUUCUAUCCAUAUUUAGAAACACAAAUUGGCCCACCAGCAAUUGCUUUAACUACUGAUGAGAAGUCCAUUUUAAUAAUUCUGACGGCUCCAGAAAAAUGGAAGAGAAAUUCAGAAGAAGGCUCUGUUUCUAUGCAACAAAUCUUCCCUACUCUGAAGUAUAAUGUGUCCGUGUACAAUACCAAAUCCAAUAGAAUGUGGGUACAGUGUGUGACCAACCACUCACUGGUUCGCGGCUUGGAGCCUGACACCCAGUACUGUGUCCGCGUGGAGUCCCUGGUCCUGGGGCCUCCUCGCCUAACUCAGCCUUCUGAGAAGCAGUGUGUCAGUACUUUGAAAGACCAGGCGUCAGCAUUGAAGAUUAAAAUCAUUUUCUACUAUGUAUUGCCUGUAUCUGUGGCCAUGUUUAUUUUUGCUGCAAUGGGCUACUCCAUGUAUAAAUAUAUCCAUGUUGGCAAAGAGAAACACCCAAAAAAUUUGGUUUUGAUCUAUGAAAGUGAAUUUCACAAAAGAUUCUUUGAACCAGCUGAAAAACUUGUGAUUAACUUUAUCACCUUCGGUAUUCUGGAUGAUUCUAGAACUUCUCAUAAGGAUUUAACAGAAGCCAGCAGUGGUGGAUCUAACCACAGCCAUCCCAAGACCCCAGAGGGCCAGGAGCCCCAUCAGGAGGAAGACGAGGUGACGCACUUAGGGUACGCUUCCCACGUGAUGGAAGUUUUCUGUGACCCUGGGGAAAACACAAACGGUCCUUCCCUAACCCAACAACGAGAGUCACUCAGCAGAACCAGAACCAUGGACGAAAUGGUCUUAGAAUAUGAAUAUGACGUUACAAUGGCGGAUAUCCCUGUGAGGACUGAAGACCGAGAGUUUGAUUUGCCAGGAGAAGUGUGCAAACGAGGAAAGCUGGUUGAGCAGCUGGCCCCUUUGGCAAACCUGGGCCGACAGACAUUACUGUAUCCAUGUGCUCCCCAGUUCAGAGGCUUGGGCCCCCUCAAGCAGAUGUGCACAGAUCCUGAGAAGUCAGAGGAAGAGCCUUCCACAACACUGGUCGACUGGGACCCUCAGACCGGCAGGCUCUUUAUUCCCUUGUUAGCUGACUCAGGGGCUCAUGGAUAUUCUGAGUGUGGCCAACUCACUGAGGGGGACCUUUUGUCCAGGCUCUAUGAGGAGCAGGCUACAGACAAACUUCUUGAAGAAAAUGAAACCUAUCUCAUGCAAUUUAUGGCAGACUGGGGCUUAUGUGUACAAAUGCAAGACUAA